AUGUCAGAAGCCAAACAAGAUUAUAGAAUCUCCUACGCAGACCUCCGUGCUAAUCUGAAUCGUGACGAUCUUGAUUUGCAAUUAUCAUUAAUCGAAGUUGAGUCACAAAUUUCUGAAUUUGAUCAAAAUCUCAUGUCUUCAGACCAAUCUCAUACAUUUAUCAAUUCUCAUCUGCCUCAGGUAGUUCGUGCUCUUCUCGAUAAAAAAUGUUCUCACCUUUCAUUGUCUACUACAUUCCAAGUUAAUGAACUUCUCAAAAAAAUCCUAAUCCUUUCUAUCCAAACAUUAAAAGCUGAGCAAUUCGGCACUAUCGAGAUGAUUAAAAAAAUCCUUGACGAGGACAAGCCAUUCUAUGAUAAUCGAUACACUUAUAAUACAUAUGAUUUAGAUAAAACUGUAAAAGAACUCUGAGAAAAAGAAAAUGAAGGAAACGAAGAAGCUUUUAAAAACUUUUUACUUUUUGCUAACAGGCAAACCCAUACAACACACAAUAUUCUUUUUAAAUACAAUUUAAGUGUAUUUAUAAGAUAUGAAGGGUUUAAAAAAGUUGUGGAAUUUAUCAAGGACAAGCCUCACCCCACAGUUGACCAAAUUCAUCAAUUUAUUACAAUUUUGAAUUCUUUGCAGUAUUUUAUGGAAUUUGAUAUGUGAAGAAAAAUUGCCAAGGAGUUUAGGGAUGGGAUUAUAGAGACUAUGCUAAAUUUAAGUGGAGAUGAGCUUAGACUAGCUCAGAAGCAAGAUUUGCAGCAUUUAAUAAAUGGGUUAGAAACUUUGUUAGAAAAAAUCUAUAGUCAUCAUGUCCGUGAUCAGCAGAAAAUAGGAAAAAUGUUGGAAAAUUUUGAAUUGGAACUAGGAAUAAGGUGCUUAAGGAGCCCAUAUUUAGAAAAAAAAUUACAUGGGAUUAAUGAAAUUGAUAAUAAAAUCACCCAAGCCAGACAUAGAGAUGAAGAAGACGCCAGGCUAAAACGAGGCGGGUUUCCAUAUAGAUCUGACUAUCGAGAUACCGCAAGAUGGCUUACAACUGAAAAACUGCUUGAGUGGCUUGACUCUCAAAAUAUUUUAGAAUUAAUUUUCGGACCAAGCAGCCAUCCAGAAAUCGUCAAAAGAAGUGUUGAUUUAAUCAGACUUUUAUAUACAAAUAACAGAUUUACACGAGAACAGAUUGAUUUGGUUUGAAGCUCCGCUUCAAACAAGCACGAAGCUGACAAAGACGCUAUAAUGAGCCUUAUCCAAGACGUAACCCCUUGUUUUUCAGUCCAAGAUCUCCAAUAUUUCUUCCAUAAAGUAGGGACAUUACCAUAUCCACAAAUAGAUGGAAAAAUAUUAUCAUUGAUUCGGUCUAUUACAAAACAUAUGUCAAACCUAAAAUCAAGCUUACCAAAACAUGGGAAAUCUAAUAGCUAUCAUGGCCCAAAUUCACAAACUGAAGAAUUUGAUGUAUGGGCUGAUAAUAAUGAAACAAAAGCUCAUGAACACCCUGGAGAAUUCACUGAUAUUGAUAUUGACGAGCCAAAAAAUAAAUCAAAUAAUAGCGUUACUGAUCCUUGGAAAGAAAUAGCUGAUAAUGACCCAAAUUUAGUAGGGAUUCAAUUAGAGCCAGAUAAAGAAGAUACAAAUAUGCAGCCAAAAGAAGCAGAAAAUAUAGAAGAUCCUGUAGAUAAUGUAGGGGCUGACGAUGCAUUGGAUUUCUUAUGAAGCAUAUGUCAAGAAAACGCAUUAGAUAAUGAUAUACCUAAAGGUAUCCCAGCCCAAGCCCUUCAAAUCCUUCAAGAGCUCUUAUCAUAUUACUACCUUUCUGAGAGGCAAAAAUUCAUGAUCAGAUGUGUAGAAAAUAUCCGUAAAAAUUCCGUGGUUUUAUCUUCUAUUCAGCUACUAGAACACUUGCUAAAUUCAUAUUCUCCAAGCAGAAUGGGUUAUAGAAGUGCAGAAUCCCGUGAUAGCAAAAUUCAAUGACUUGCUAAAGAGCAUAAUUUGAUUGAAAGAAUUUAUAUAAAUUUAAUUAUGAUUAAGAAAGAAAUCCUUGAUAAGGGACAAAUAUUGCUUAAUGCGGAUGAAAAGCCUGAAGAGCAAGACACAAAUUCUACAUGCUCAAGUGGCGAUGAAGAGCCUGAUACACGUAAAAAACGAUACGAAAUUAUUUUCAAACAAAUAAAAAUUUCUAGCUCCCUUUAAGAUUUUUUUUAAAAUGGGAAUUAUUUUUCAAAAAAAUGAUUUUCUGAAUUUUUCCUGGUCUUAAAAGGGGUAAAGAUAUUGAUUUAAACUAUAUAGAAGAAAUCAAAAAAAGGCUAGAAUUUUUAAGAUACUUGUAUUUAAAUUCUCCUGAAAAAAUGCAGCCUAGACAUAUAGAGUUAUUGUGAAGUGGUUUGAUUUUAAACGCUGCAACGGAAUCUGAGCAUGAAGAAUGUUUUGCUUGAAUUGCUGGAAUAUUGCCACAUUGGCAUGGAGAAAAUAGUAUAAUUGAUGAUGAGAUCAUACAUUUGAUAUACACUGAUAUGAUUUUAAAGCUGGAUCCAAAGUAUUUUUCUCCAGCUGCGUUUAAUUGCUUUGAAAGAUAUUUUACCAAUGUUAAUAAGCAGCAUGGACUUCUCGAUAAGUCAGAAUGAAGCGACUAUGACGUAAAAGAUAUAAAAUUGUUAGGAAUUCAAGCAUUAUGGGAGCUUAUUUUACAAGUAAAAAAUGAGAGCGUAUACAAAGAAGCCCAAAGUUUGCUUAAAAAGCUAUAUAAAGGGCUAAGAAGAUGUGGAUUUGAGACACAAGAGGAUUUUUUGAAAAAUUGUAUGGAGCAUAUAAAGACUGGGGCAGAAAUUUUAAAAAAUCAUUAUGAUGCUGAUGCGACUAAUAGGGUUUCUCGGUCUUUAUCAUUGCUAUAUGAAUGCCUUGAAGAUUUCGAAGGAAGGGAAGCCAAAAUAAGCCAUAGUUUGUCAAUUGAAGUCCAAAUUGACAACCAAACAAGCACCGCUAAACAUCCUAAGCUGUUCCACAUGACUUUAUAUAAAGAAAUGACCAUCCAAGAAGCCAAAAAGGCCAUCGCAAACAUAUUAAACCCUCCUAUGCACCCAGACAACCUCCAAAUUGUAUCACAAGGACGAGAAUUUGAUUCAAGAGUCGAAAAUUUGACAUUAUCUGUAAUGGGAAUUGAAGAAAAAUCAAAAAUAAUAAUUUUGGAUAGAAAAGAAUAUGUUUCCUCCCAUCAAGAUAUAGAAAAUAUUCAAAUAGACCCUGAAUCUUUAGACAGCUUAAAAGAUAUGUUCCCUGAAGAAAACGUAAAAAUAUUAAAACUGGCUUUACAAAAAUCACGAGGAAAUGUAGACGAAGCUGUAGGUCUUUUAUUUGAUGAAGAUGAAAAGCAGAAAUUAACUGAGAUGGCGUCUAGUCCACAAAUAAAGCCUAAGCCUCAGCUGAAUUAUAAUAUAAGCAACACUAUAAGCAAUACUCAUGAAUAUUUUAAUUUGCUUUUUGAGCUUUUUGAGCUAGGAAACCCUUAUAUUAAUGCACAAAGCUGGGCACUUUUAACGAGAAUCCCGAUAAAUUUAGAGAUGUAUGAAGGGAUAAAGAAUUUAGAUAUUAAGUCAGAAACCAGCUGAAAUGAUUUAUUUGAUAAUAAAUAUAUGAAUAAACUGCUAUAUUCGCUACAAAUAGUAAAUACUAUUAUAAUGCCUUUAAGCCAAGCUUCUCAUAAUGAACUAAUAGAAUGUAUUCAAUGGAGAGCUAAAUUUGUAGAACUGGGCGGGUUCUGACACAUUUAUAAGAUUUUAAUAAACUCAGACCAUAUGAGCUCAAUGCCAGAACAAUACCAAACUAAUGCAAAAUGUAUUGAAUUUCUUUUAAUUAUUGUAAAAUCCUUUGUCGAAUCAGCUUUGGCGACUAUAAAUUCAGAGAGUUUUGCAGAAAUAAAAAAUGAGGAAAAAAAUAUGAUGGAUCUUGAUGAAAAUAGUAGCUUAGAAAGAGCUAAUAAAAAUAUAUCGACCACAAUUAUAAAUUUAAUUGACUUUCCAUCCCUAAUUGUAAAGCUUCUCUCUAUUAUUGAGGUGAAUAUGCAAAGAUCUCAAGAAAGUGAAGCUGUCAUUGUAAUUGGGAAAGCUCUUGAGCUAUUGCUGUCUCUUAUAGUUUAUAAGCCUGUUUUGCUUUCAAAUUUAUAUUCCUGCGAAAAUCUCAAAAAAUAUAUAUUGUGGGUGAUUAAUUUACAAAAAAUUUUAAGCUUUAUAUGAUUUAAUAGGUUAUUUAAUUAAAAAUGUUAUAGUUAUUUCUGGAUUAUUAGAAUGUCAAAAUGAGAGUAUAAGAGAAGCCAUUAAAAACAUGUUUUCAGCGAUUGUAGAAGCUGUCACUCAGCCUAUAGAAAACAUUGAAUUACCCAGAAAUUAUCUAUUGGGUAUUCUCAUCAGCAAUUUGCCAAGCAAUUAUAAUUUCACUUGUGAUGAAUAUUUUGAAUUAUUGAACAGACUCAUCUAUAUUUGCCAUUAUUCUGAUAUAAAUUUGCUUGGCGUCAAAACUUCAAGACUGGCGUCCUCUUUUGGUGGUUAGAGAUGGCCACACCAUAGGUGGGUCAGAGGAAAAUGGCCCAGAGCGGUGUUGGAGGUAGCUGUGGCCAUAGUGGACGUUAAACUUAUAGAUUAAUUAUGAUAUAAAUUUGCUUAAUUUCAGCUUACAAUUGAUAUAUAAUCGAGAAAUAAUUGAAGAUCGAACUCUUGGGAUUCAAGAUAAAGUCCUUACUGGGCAUUUAAAAACAGCUGCAUUAUUAGUAGAUUUUAAUCCCGAGAUUAAAAUAAGCUUAUCAUGGUGUUUAGACUACUUAUAUUUAUGGCUUUUUGAAAUCCCCAAGCAUGACGCUGUAAAAAUUCAGAACGGCCCUCCAAAAUUCAAGCACCAAACUACCCGUAAAGCAGCGUUUUCUCUAAUCCUCUCUUUAUGCUCUAAUUGUCCAGAAAAUACUAAUAUUAUUUUGAUGCGGCUAUGCCAAAAUCACCCUGACAAUAGAAAUUGUGGAUCUUUUGACUCGGAAAUUUCUGUCAGGUCUCAAACUGGAUAUGUAGGCCUUAAAAAUUACGGUAGCACCUGCUAUAUGAAUUCUUUAAUGCAGCAAUUUUUCAUGAUCCCUCAGCUGAAGCAAGGCAUUUUAGAGUCAAAAAUAUCUAUGCAGGAGCCUCUAGAAGACAAUUUAUUAUACCAAUUUCAAUUAUUAAUUGCAAAUUUAAGCGAAAGCGAAAAACAAUAUUAUGAGCCCAGAAGCUUUUGUAGAGCUUUUAAAGGCUAUGAUGGCCUUAAACUUAAAUUAGAGCGUUUAAGACAUCGUUUGCAUUUGUAGGAUGGUUAAAAAAGCUACAUGGACUCAACUCAAAUAGUAGCAAAACUAAUGACAUCUCUGGGCAUUUCUAUCAAACUUUUAUCGGGUCGAAGGACUAUCCUAAGCAAGUGGUUGCAAGCUAGCCUCCUGGCCUCACGAGCAACGUUGUCCUCGUCUUUUUCCCCACCUUUGACUGCAGUAUGUGUUCCACCUAAGGUCUCUUUCCUUCAGAGUGUCAAGCAGCAAAAACCUAUGCCUCCUAAUUAUCCUGGACAGAGCUCUCACCUUAUCCUAUGACUCACCAUGAUAUUGCAGAUAAAAGAUUUACAGUAAUACUGAACCCCAUGAGGAAAAGAAAUUUAACAGAACGAAUUUCUUCCUCACCGAUUACCAUUUUAUUUAUAAAUCUAUGAUGGCCAAUCUAUGAAUGUCAGUGUCCAACAAGACGUCGAUGAAUUUUUCAAUCUAUUGCUUGACAAGCUUGAAGACCUAAUGAAGCCAACCAGACAAGCAAAAUUAUUUAGAUCUACAAUUGGCGGCACUUUGGUGCAUGAAAUUGUGUCUUGUGAAGAGAGUUUUCCUUAUAAAGGCGAGCGCGAAGAACAGUUUUUAAGAAUUUCUUUAGAAAUCAAAAAUAAAAAAAAUAUUGCUGAAGCUCUAGAUUUGUUUAUCAAAGAAGAUUUAUUGGAAGGCGACAAUAAGUACUUUUGUGACCAAUAUAAUCAAAAAAUUACAGCUAAAAAGCGCUGCUUAAUAAACAGCAUGUCAAACACUGUAAUAAUCCACUUGAAAAGAUUCGAAUUUGACUUUACAAGAAUGGUGCGCUGCAAGAUCAAUGAUUCCUGUGAGUUUCCAAUAGAAUUAAACCUAAAACCAUGAACUAAAGAUGGAAUAGAAAACUCCAACGCUAAGCCAGACUCCUAUUACCAAUAUGAGCUUAAAGGAGUUUUAGUACACUCAGGAAGUGCAGACUCUGGGCAUUAUUAUUCAUUUAUCAAAGACAGAAACUCCGGAAAUUGGUUUAAAUUUGAUGACAGAAACGUUGAAAAUUUCAGCAUAAAUAAUCUUAAAGACGAAUGCUUUGGAGGGGAGUCCAAUUAUGUCUGGGCAUCAAAUAACCAAAUGUACCACGCCACAAAAAGUGCUUAUAUGCUGAUUUAUGAAAGAGUAAAUCCAUUAGUUGGGGAUACUGAAGAAGAUAUGGAAAAUAAUGAUGAAAAUUAUCAAUGCAAAACCCCUGAAAUUUUAAAUAAAAUUUGGCUUGAAAAUAUGGAGUUCCAAAGAGACCUGCUAUAUUUUGAUGAGACUUAUUUCGAUUUUGUGAAAAAGUUUGUAGAAAUGUAUAGGUUUGGGAUGUAUGAUUAUUCAGAGAUCUAUAAAAUGCUGGAGACUGAUCCAGGCUAUAUAGAUGUGCUAGAAACUCAGGAUCCAGGGCUGCAGCUGAUAAAACUUAUAACGCUAUUUGCAUAUGAAAUUCUUAUAAGAUCAAGGAAUUUCCAAGCAUUUUGUUCAUGGAUUGAAAUUUUGUCAGGGUUAUAUCGUCAGCAUAAUAUAGCUUGCUUAUGACUAUUGAAAUAUUUGUCUCAAAACACUCAAGUUUUGAAUGAAAUUCUCUUUGAGUGCCGUGAAAGCCAAGUCCGCCAUGAAUUUUCUGAGCUUUUAUCAGUAGUCUUGAUUAUAGCUUCAAAAUUAGAAAAAAAUAUUUUAUUAGAGACAGAAAAUAUCCUUACUCCCCCCCCCCCCUCUGUGAGCGAACAAAAAAAAUUUUGUUCGCUCACGGAGGGGGGUUAAUUUUUUUUUUUAAAAAAAAUUUAUAUAUAAAUUUUAUAAAAAAUAUUUUUUUCGAAAUUUAAAAAAAUCCUAAUUUGCAAAAAUUGGAAGCAAAUAUUAAUUUAAUUUGCAAAAUUUAUGUUUUUAAAACGCAAUUUGUUUAAAAUUAAACAGAAUUAGCUCUAGAUUUCAUUAUACUAAUUAUCACUUAUAUAUCAAAAUUUUUUUCCAUUAAAAUUUUUUCUAUUAAAAAAAUUUUUGUUCACUCACGGAGGGUGGGUUUUUGGUCAAAAAAUGGCGAUUUUUCUAAUGGUUUUGUUCGCUCACGGAGGGGGGGGGGGGGGAGAGUUAUAGAAAAUCCUGCACAAAAUGAAGCUUAUAAGUGGAAUCCUAAUGAAAAAUUGAGUAUAAAAAACUCAAAAUCAAUUACUGGUAGAUUUGUUGAGCUAUAUUUGAAUUAUUUUUUGCAAGAAGCAAGAAAAAAUUGGAGAAGAUUCAAUGAAUUUUUCAAUAUUAUGAAAAAGUUUGCGAGUGAAGGCCCAGAGCAGGUGAGGCUAGUUGUAGAGAAAGACGGGGUUAUUAAGCUGCUAAGCUUUUAUAUGAAUGGCAAUAUGCCGUUCCCUGAUAGUAUCACUAUGGGUGAUCAGGCAACAGAGCCUAACCUUGAUGAAGCAUUAGAAAUCAUUAAAGUUCUCAUAUGUGGGUCCAAAACUCAAACCAUGGCUAACUCAGGGACAUAUCCACCUUCUUUUAUUUUUACUCCUUCACAUUCUGAAGUCAUUCUUGACUCCAAAACUGAAGGCUAUUUCCAAGACCAUCGGAUUUUCAAAAAUCUUAUAUCCCGUUUUAUGAUGUCAAAAUUUCUAUUAAAAUAAAUAAUAAUUUAUGUAAAUUUAUUAUAAAAAUAUAUAAUAUGAUAAAUUGACUAUGUUUAUAGAAGUGAGAUAAAUAUAUAAUUAUUAUAAAAUAGUAUAAAUAGCAUUAGAAAUGAGGCUGCAAAAGCAAUCCUCACACAUUUUUCCUGGGAAAACAUCAGCAUGAGUACAACUUAUAUUGAAGAAAUUGUGAAUAAAAUCGUCGAGUUAAAGACUACUAGCCAAGAGGUCAAUCCAUACUUAAAAAUGCUGACAAGCUUGUUCACGCUUCAAGACUCCUUCAAAAAAGAAAGAGUCUCAAGAUUUCUAAAUGCCAGAGUAUCUCUAGGGUUGAUUGGGUAUAACCCAACUAACUUUUUCGAAUGGCUAUCCCGGGUUAAAGAAUCCUAUGUCAUUCUCAUUAUAAUUAUCUGCUUAUGGUGGGGAGAUAUGCUAACAAUUCCUCAUAUAAUUGAAAUUGCUCAGGACCAUGCUGCUAAAUUUAGAUGGAUUGUACCUUUUAUUAACACUUUAACGUUCCGCUAUAUGCCAAACAGCUACGUUGUUGAUUAUAAAGAUAAGACAAGAAGCACGACUGAAGAUCUUAAAAAAAUGAUCCAAAGAUUCGAUAUUCCUAUGUUUCUUGUAUAAAUUAUUUAAAUUUUUUAUAAAAUUUUAUGUAAAUUUAUAGGUAAAAAUUCCUAUAAGCUCAGACUCGGAAAGUUCAUAUGAGAUAGAAUUUGCGCCUGAAGAUUUAUUGAGCACGGAUGCUGAUGCAGGUAACGCAGCUGAGCCAGAGCCUGCCCCGACUGAGCAGAAAGAAGAGGAAGAUUCAACUGGAAGUGAUGAGAUAAAUAAUAAUUAG
Molecule: messenger RNA, 8770 nt
Organism: Blepharisma stoltei
Lineage: Eukaryota; Ciliophora; Heterotrichea; Heterotrichida; Blepharismidae
Source: the annotation of a GenBank genome assembly